Gavia stellata (red-throated loon) is the source of this 1486-nucleotide messenger RNA. RefSeq names its product matrix metallopeptidase 23B (gene MMP23B). The transcript is spliced from 8 exons. Gene Ontology annotation, cellular component: extracellular matrix. The record is from RefSeq and is a predicted model, not a curated record. Bases 1 to 1203 code for a protein of 400 amino acids. Gene Ontology annotation, biological process: proteolysis; collagen catabolic process; extracellular matrix organization. NCBI's taxonomy places the organism in Eukaryota, Metazoa, Chordata, Aves, Gaviiformes, Gaviidae. Gene Ontology annotation, molecular function: metalloendopeptidase activity; zinc ion binding.
AUGGAUCAAGUAGAACAAGAUUCUGCAGACAGAAGGAAGAGCUUCCUCUCAGUUGUCAGGAAAAAGAGCAAUGGCUGUAGAACCAUUGUGGGAUUUUUGUGCAUAUUGCCUGUAGUGGCUUUGCUGGCUAUUGUGGGAGAUCCAGCUGGAGCUGCACUUCAAGAAAGUCAGGAAGAUGCCCCAUCACCUGGUCUUCACGGAGUGAGUGCCUCUGCUUUGCGCAGUCCAGCUUUCCCACCUCGGCCUCCAGCACGGAGAAAACGAUACACGAUCACACCAGGGCACUUGAAAUGGGACCACUUCAACUUGACAUACAAAAUCCUGUCCUUCCCGAGAAACCUCAUAAACGCCCGGGACACGCGCAAGGGACUAGCGGCUGCGUUCCGAAUGUGGAGUGAAGUUUCACCAUUCAGCUUCAGAGAAGUGCCACGUCACGUAGCUAGUGACUUGAAAAUAGGCUUCUACUCGAUCAAUCACACAGACUGCCUGGAGUCUCUCAUUCACCACUGCUUUGAUGGAACAACCGGGGAACUUGCCCAUGCCUUCUUCCCACCCAAUGGGGAAAUCCAUUUUGAUGACCAUGAAUAUUGGAUAUUGGGAGAUACACGGUUCAGCUGGAAAAAAGGUGUUUGGCUUACAGAUCUGGUACAUGUAGCCGCUCACGAAAUAGGACAUGCCUUAGGACUCAUGCACUCCCUGAACACCAAUGCCCUCAUGCACAUCAACGCCACUUUGACUGGGAAAAAGACCAUCUCUCAAGAUGAAGUCUGGGGAAUUCACAGGCUUUACGGAUGUAAAGACAGACUAUUUAUGUGCUCAUCAUGGGCACAAAAAGGUUUCUGUGAGAAACGCAGGAAGCUGAUGAAAAAGCACUGUCCAUCUACCUGUGACUUCUGCUACGAAUUCCCAUUUCCAACGGUCCCCCCUACUCUGCCCCCGCCAAGGACAAAAACCAAGACUGUUUCUGAAGGCAGGAAUGUCACCUUCCGCUGUGGGCAGAAGAUAAUUCAUAAAAAAGGCAAAGUUUACUGGUAUAAAGAUAAGGAGCUGCUGGAAUACUCAUAUCCAGGUUACUUAUCCUUAAAUGAGGAUCACAUGAGCAUCAUUGCAAAUGCAAUUAAUGAAGGAACUUACACUUGUAUAGUAAAGAAAAAAGAAAGAAUCUUGACUACUUAUUCCUGGAGAAUCAGACUGAAGCACUAACAAGGGCCCUGGAACGAGCACUUCGAUUACUGCUAGUUCUGUUUCAAAUUCAAAAUGUUUCUUUGGCAUUUUAAUCUCCAGUAGUGCAACUGAACUUCUAAAUCAGCUGCUUCCAUACCUUGGGCAAGAGAGACUCUGAGACUUGAUUACUGGAACGUAAAACUUUUCCAAAUUAGUUUUAAAGAAUUUAUCAAAUAUGUGCUGUACAGAGAAUUAAAAAUUUUUUUUUUAAAAAAGUGUCAGAUUUUGCAGUUAAACUAUGUGGAUCACUGCGGACUGCUGA